Messenger RNA from Vespa crabro (European hornet), 3697 nucleotides. RefSeq names its product late histone H1-like. Gene Ontology annotation, biological process: nucleosome assembly; chromosome condensation; negative regulation of DNA recombination. Gene Ontology annotation, cellular component: nucleosome; nucleus. Gene Ontology annotation, molecular function: structural constituent of chromatin; double-stranded DNA binding; nucleosomal DNA binding. The record is from RefSeq and is a predicted model, not a curated record. Bases 1390 to 2244 code for a protein of 284 amino acids. NCBI's taxonomy places the organism in Eukaryota, Metazoa, Arthropoda, Insecta, Hymenoptera, Vespidae. The transcript has a single exon.
UUUGUUUUAUUUUUACUUCUCUUUUCCUAUAUCGGACCUUUUAACGUGCCCUUUUCCUUUUCGUUGAAAUUUCUCGCACGCUUUCUUUUCACAAGAAAACUUUCAUAUUUUCACGACGUUUCUCCGAAUUAUUGAUACAAAUAAUACAAUAUUUUUGUCUCGUCAUUUUUCCAUAUUAAUAUUUACAUGUAUACAUAUAUACACAUCGUAUAUAUGCGCACACGUAUCAUGGCACACGUAUGCAUGUGCAUACAUAUAUAUAUAUAUACAUAUAUAUAUAUAUAUAUAUAUGUGUGUGUGUGUGUGUGUGUGUGUGUUAUAUUUAUUUAUUUCCUAUUGUAUCAUGUCAAAGAGACCAAUAAAUGCUGCUAUAGAUGUGACUUUAUAAUAUAAUCUUAAGUACAUUGUAUGUAAAAGUUUAAAAUAAUUAGAGUGAAAAAUGAUAGUAUUUGCUGAAGCUACAGUCAGAGAAUUCAAUAGAAAAUUACAAUGUUGUACUUCAAACAUAUUUCUAAUCAUUUUUAAAAAUAUGUUUUAUACAAAUUCAACAAAGUUUCUACUAUUUUCAAUAAUUAUUAUAUAGAGCAUUAUGAUAAAUAACUUCUUUGUCAAACAAAUCUAUUGGAUAAUGAAUUGAUAGAUCAUUAACAUUGAUGUAAAUGACACAAGUGAAACUGUAUUAUUAUUUUUUUCUUUUUUGCUUCUAUGUACUAAUAUGUAUAUUAUGUUAUGCAUUCCCAUAAUGCCAUAUAGACAAAGGAAACGGUGAAAUAAUUUCAAUUUAUAUGCGAUAUAUCAUAGCGGAUCGUUUCAUAUUUGAAAUAGAUAUUUACAUAAAUAUUAUUACUUUCAAGUGUUAUAACACAUUAUUAUUUUUAUUAAAUCACUACUGUACCGUUAUAUCAUGCAUUAGCUUCAAAAUAAAAAUGAAAAAUAAUGGAUGGUGGACUUUUAAAUGAUAGCUCGGCUCAAUUAAUCAUUAGAGUCAUUAAGUGAGUCUAUAAUGAAAAAUGAAAAUGAGCAGAAUAUUUUGAUGUAACAUAAUCAUACACGUGUAUGUACAUAUAUUGGACAUAUUAAUUUGUAUAACUAAUUGCUUGAUAUAAUAAAAUUUGUAGAAUUAUUUCAAGUGUAUGGAUCAUAAAUAUAUCAAUAUUUCAAGCUGAUUGGUCGAGUAAUGGAAUAUACUACACUAGUACGUGAAUGGUCGAUUCUCUCAAUGCGCGUCAUAUUGUGAAAAUAGCGAGCUCUGGUGUUAGAGAGAAACAACAGCCGAGUCGUUUUAACAAAGGAGGAAAAGGGAGAAUAACGAAAUCAAGUCUUAUUCUAAAAGAAUCCAUUGGAAAAGGUCAAGAUAUAUAAGAGAGAGGACUAUCGUUGAACGAGAAGAUGGCCGAGAAAACUUCGUCUUCGCCGGUCGCAAUAGCGGGCUCAGGUACUGGAAGUUCAGCGAAUCAACAAACUAAUACGAGUACGUCUACAACGAGGAAGAAUACGGUACCGAAGGCUAAGAAGCCACGUAGCAAACCUACCCAUCCACGUACACCGGAUAUGGUGACCGCAGCUAUAAAGGCUUUGAAGGAACGUAAUGGGUCAUCUCUUCAAGCUAUCAAAAAAUAUAUGUCCACGACGUACAAACUCGACGUAGAGAAGCAUGCACCUUUUAUAAAGAAAUAUUUGAAGAGUGCAGUAGCAUCCGGGACAUUGGUACAGACUAAGGGAAAAGGUGCAGCAGGUUCUUUCAGAUUGGCCUCGUUGAAAAGCGAAACGACCAAGUCCAAGUCUGAACAGUCGGGGACUAGUAAGAAGCAAGUAGCGAAGAAACGAGCGAAUACGAAGAAAACAACGUCAACGAGUUCGAAAAAGACGAGUACCGUUGCGGUUCCUGCUACGGCAACGAGCAUCGCAACGUCAGGAACAACAACGGCAACGACGGCAGCGGCAGCAGCAAUAGCAGCGACGACGAAUGUGGCGACACAGGCAACGACAACGACAACGUCAGGUAAAAAAUCACCGGUGAAGAAAGCCGCGAUAACAGCGGCGGUCAAUGAAAAGCGUAAAACGGCGAAAGGUCCAGCUGCUAAACCACCGAAAGCUAAGAGCGCCGUUCACCAAGUACAAAUUUGGUCGAAAUCUAAAGUCACCGCCAAAGGGACGCCGAAAAAACAAGCAGUAAAAAAGUCAACGACGCCAGCUAAACCAAAGAAAGCAACUACGAAGAAGGUAGCAGCUAAGAAAAAGUGAGCCAAUAAUCUACGAUCAUCCACAUCGGGAUAAAGUUAAACUCGAACGGUCCAUUUUAGGACCAUCGUGCGUUCCUAAUAAAACGCAAGGAAAAAAACCCGCAAGUUGAUACUACGGUGCGAUUUGUAUUUUGAAUAUGGCGCCGUUCCCAUUCAAAAGCCCGCCGGCGGAGUCGAAGACGCAUCCAGUUUUGACGUUUCUAUUGCGAAAGAACGAAAUUUAAUCUAUGCCGAGAGACUUUUCUCUCGUAAUCCAUCCUUUUUCUUUACUUCUUUAUGAUUAUCCUUUCCUUAGUAGACACAGUACUUUUCUUUUUCUCUUUUCGCAAUCUGUCUUACGUUUUUUUUUUUUUUUUUCUUUUUAUUGAUAACUCGUCAUUUGUCUCAUUGUCAGAAUUAAGUGAAUUAAUUCAUAUCAAAUUUGCGGUAAAUAUCGAUCUUGCUUGUAGUUGUUUUAGGUAACGGUAAGUCCUACUUAUAUAUUAUUAUAUAUAGUUAGUAAAGUUAGAUCAUCAUUAAGAAGAGCAAGGAGAUAUUGCACUUGGCGAUCUUAUUAUUAAUUUUUUUUGUUCUUCCCUAAACGCCUUUCUUUUUAUUUCACUGUCCAACGUGUAAGUCAGAACAAGUUACGUUUCUUAAUCGCCAUUAUUUUUGAUUACAUGAUACACGAGAUAUUUAUUUUCUUCUUUGUACUUUGCACAAAAGGAACAAAAAAUAAUUAUAAUACUGUCGCCUAUUGUGAGAGUGACAUACGAGAAUUUAUUUAAUUUAUUCGAUAUAUAUAUAUAUAUAUAUAUAUAUAUAUAUAAAUUGUUAAAUCUUUGUGUCUAUCAUUUAUAGAUUAUAUUUAGAGAGUUUAUUAAAGGUUCUACUAUAACAGUGAUCUUUAUUGUUUAAUACUUUUACAACAAUCUUAUAAUAUUCGAUUUAUUUGGAUGUAUAGACAUAACAAUUAUAUGACAGACAUAUAAUAGUCCCACAUUUAUAAUCGUUAGUUAUAUAGAGUACCUGACGCACACGAUAGAACAACAUACUAAUAUCGAAUAGAGAAAAGGCAUUAAGCGUUACGCAAAGAAAAAACUUUCAUAUAUCUCUAAUUCCUUCUAAUCAAAAAUUUCUCCUUAUUUAAUAAUAGCAUACAGAUAAGAAUUUUCAUUAGUAUUUUCAACGAAGUUGUAAUCGAUUUAGUUUAAAAAUAAAGAUAUCAUCGAUAAAACAAUUGUAAGAUACUUUAAAUAUAACGAAGAAAACAAAGAUAGGAUUUAUAAGUCUUCAUAAUACUCAGAAGAGACGGCAUUACAAUUGAUUUACGUAAUACACGAAAUCUAGAUAAAUAAUACUGAUUAAUAAUAUUAUUUAUAUAAUUUGUAGAUUUAAAUCGUAAACACUUAGAUAUUAAAGAAACCUUAUGGAAUAAAACGAUAUUAUAAAAGUUAAUAAAAAGUGCCUGAUAA